AUGCCGAACCGAUACAAGAGACAGCCAGGUAGUCGAUCGUAUCGAAACUUCUCAGAUGAAACUUUACAAAAUGCAAUUACUGAAUUGAAAAAUGGUAACUCAAGCUAUAGACAAGUUUCAGCAAAAUAUGAAAUUCCUAUAAGUACGUUAUGUAGGAAAUAUAGCAAAAAAAAUAUGAAGAAAUGGGGUGGUCAAAUAAGUUUGACAUCUGAUGAAGAAGAGGCAAUUGUAAGUACAAUACUAUAUGCUGCUGAUUGGGGCUACCCAUUUGAAAGUGUUGAUGUUAGAUUGUUGGUCAAAUCUUAUUUAGAUCGACAAGGAAAAAAAAUUAAAAAAUUCAAUAAGAAUUUGCCUGGCCACGAAUGGUAUAAUCUUUUUAUUAAGCGACACUCUUCUUUACUAAAACCUAGGCUAGCUGAAAAUAUUAAAAGAUCUAGAGCAGCUGUAUCAAGAACAGUCAUAAAUGCAUAUUUUGAUAAUUUAGCAGUAACUCUGGAAAACAUUCCACCACAAAACAUUGUUAAUUAUGACGAGACAAAUUUCAUUGACGAUCCUGGUAGAACAAAAGUUCUGAUUCGUAAAAAUGCAAAACAUGCUGAUUCAAUAAUGGAUUCAUCAAAAUCUGCAACAUCUGUCAUGUUUUGUGUAGAUGCAUCUGGAGGCAUGUUACCGCCAUAUGUAGUUUAUAAGUCCCUACAGAUGUGGGAGCCAUGGACACUAGGUGGACCAGAUGGAUGCCGUUACAAUAGAUCACCUUCCGGCUGGUUUGACCAAUCGAUUUUUGAAGAUUGGUUCCAAUCUAUCAUCAUUCCUCACUUUCGUCGAUUAGAGGGUACAAAGGUCGUUAUAGGUGAUAAUCUAGCAAGUCACAUUUCUGUGAAUAUAGUCAAGUUAUGUAAACAACAAAACAUUAAAUUUGUAUUUCUGCCAGCCAACAGCACACAUUUAACCCAACCACUUGAUGUUUCUUGUUUUCGCCCCAUGAAAAUAGCUUGGAGGAAGGUGCUAAAAGAACAUAAAUUAAAAAAAGAGGCCCGCUUACCAAAGAUAUUUUUCCUAAAAUACUAA
Macrosiphum euphorbiae (potato aphid) is the source of this 1068-nucleotide messenger RNA. Lineage: Eukaryota; Metazoa; Arthropoda; Insecta; Hemiptera; Aphididae. The record is from the annotation of a GenBank genome assembly.